GGUACACACGUCGUACUCUAGUACCAGAAACACAGUUUCACUGACAGUUCCAACACUAGCCGACACACGCGGCCGUCCGAAAACAUCGACUUGCCGCGCUUUCCUCUUUAUAUAACUAUUUAUUAAUACGUCAAACGUAAGCGUGCGUUUAACUACCGCGAUAUAACGUAAUGAUAAUUCAACAUGUUCGUGUAAUCUCACGUGGAUACAAUGGAAGCUGUUACGAGUAACUAAAUUGUGCCAAAAACAAUAGCAUUUACCCUAAAUUUACUAUGAAAUCGUGCUGCUGUGUAUAAUAGUGAAUUGAUAUGAUAAAAUAAAAAAGCGUGUUUAAAGUCGACACAAUGUAAAUUUCUAUUCUUCAAUGUUUACCUCUUCAGUGUUGUGAAUAUAGGAUAAAAUGUUUUAAUUUAGUGUAGAACAAUGUAGUUAUCGGACUAGAGUAGACUGAAAGUUUUUGAUCAACCAUGGUUGUGAUAAAUAAAUAUAGUGCAUAAAAUUCUGUCCCAUCCACUGCAUGUGGAUAGACUUUAUCAAUAAACGGUUGUUACAUCAAAAGUUGUGAGUAAACUAGAACGAAGUUAGUAUAUUUAUACAAUCUGUAUUAUAAAGUUACGUCUACCUUAUUCAGUGUUCAUGUUUUAUUGACACAGACUCUUGAAACUUUUUUUCAUUUCUAAUACGGUUGUGAAUAGUGCAAUAAAAGACUUAAUAACUUACCAACAAUCAAUUCUUCUGCUGGAUUCUUUCUGAAGUGCUACAAUGGAAUUACCCGGACUGAUGUACCCUAAUUGAGGAUCACCGAAUAUGCUUCGAGAUAUAAGAAUGAUGUGGAAGUAGAAACCGCAACAUCCAUGCCACGAUGACUGCUAUAAACUCGGUGGCGAGUACGCGGCUGCCGCUGUCGCGGUUCUCGCCACGCGCAGUGGUGAUGUACAGCGCGGCAGUGGGCGGUGAGGGCGCCGUGGCGCUGCAGCUACGCGAGGCUCCGCCCGACCUGGCUGUAGCACACCACGACCGCCUCGCCAUCUGUCACCAGCCAGAGCUCCUCGCCGACCUACUCCACGCCGCCACUGAUAUCGACGGCGAGCACGAGGGGCUGACUGCCCUGCUGGGGUCCGCCUCGCCCGACCUCGCGCUGGCCUCCGACGCUUCCGACAGUCUGCCUCUGCCCGACCAUGAUAAUGAGUGUACAACAUCAUCGUCAUCGAGCAUGCUUGGUGGCAUUACGACAGUAUCUGUAGCGGUGACUGGACUGGAGGCGCGGCCGUUGUCACGCAAAGUGCGCCCUAAGCCCGCCUCACCUAACAGACAGGGGCCACAGCAAUGUCAGGUGUGCAACAAGGUGUUUGGUAACGCAUCAGCCCUGGCCAAGCACAAACUAACGCAUAGCGAUGAGCGGAAGUACGUCUGCAUUACAUGUGCGAAGGCUUUCAAACGGCAAGAUCAUCUUAACGGUCACAUGCUGACUCACCGCAACAAGAAGCCUUACGAGUGUAAAGCGGAGGGAUGUGGCAAGUCGUACUGCGACGCACGCUCCUUGCGCCGGCACACAGAGAACCAUCACCAACCACCCACUGAUGCAGGUACAAGUAACAACAGUAAUGGGGCUACGGGUAACGGAGAGCGCGACACGAAUUCGCUUCGAGUCGCUUCGCCUCCAUCCCCAUCGCGGAGUAAUCCGCUACAUUCUGAUUUAAGCAACGGCUCGGAGAAGAGUGGUACAAGCACGAGCGGGAGCGGCAGCGGGAGCGGAAGCGGAGGCGGCAGCGACAGCAGCCCGCCCUGCACGCCGCCCGCACCAACCACGCCACCAUCAAAAUACGCCAAGAAAACCAACGGCACCAAACCUAAGAGUUGUACCAAUACGCAGCAGGGAAGCCAAAAAUGCGGGAGCGUCGCAACUACGAGCGGGAACACAAGUGGAGCGGGUAGCGGACCGAGCACGAUACCCCGCCCCAGUGAUACCAAGCCAGUCGAAUGUAACCUCUGUCAUCGUAAAUUUAAAAACAUACCCGCUCUAAACGGUCACAUGCGGUUACACGGCGGAUAUUUUAAAAAAGACUCUGAUAAUAAGAAAAUGGACAAAAAAGAAUCCUCUGGACCACCGCUACAAACGGCAUCAGUGUCAGUACGAGCGCUUAUAGAAGAAAAGAUUAUCAGCCGUCGAGGAGCCAACGCUCAGCUAACAUCUUCUGGUACGAGUACAGACGCAGUAUCCUCACGAGCUGGCUUUGUAGCUCCAGCUCCUCCACCUUUGUCCACAAUCCGAUCAUCAGUGGCUUCAACCGCAUCUUCUAUAGUGACAACGCAGUUUGUGUCGCCACGUGCACCUUCCGUCGUAACUUUAGCUACGAAUAUCACAUCUAAUAAUCCGGCCAUUAGGGAUUCCACACUAAUUGAACUUCUGAAAAAAGGCAGUACGAAGGUUGUUAAAAGAUCAACUUCUGAUCCUGGACAAUCUUCACCACAUCAAGAAUACGCCUUUCGGCCGGAAUUAUUAGGUGUUUCAUUUAAUUCCGAUGAUGGCUAUUAUUCACCAGCAUUGAACGGCGAAGACACUUUUCAAUUUACCACAACACCUGAACAGUUGGAGGAAUUUGCGUCAUUGGAAGACUACGCUACUGUAGCUGCCUCCAUACGAGAACGAUCACCCGUAACUUUCCCGUCCAGCCGUCGACUUGCUGCCGUACUAAACUCACCACUACCGGAAUCUUUGGCGGACUUUGGCGCGAGUCACGGUGGCUCGCCUGCGCCUUCGCCCGGUAUCGGUUAUGCGGACAGUUCACCAUGCCUUUCAUAUUCAACAAAUGAUUCCCCAGGAACUGCUUAUAAUGUAACAUCACCAAGUGGAAGUUAUUCAAACCAAACUCAACCAUCGCCGGGUCUUGCGUAUCCAACUCCUCCAGCAUCCCACGAUGCUUAUUCACCUGCACAUACUAUUCCACGAGCUUCAUCACCUUUAUCAGCAGCUUUCUUUACAGCGACGAUGUCCAGUCAAGAAGAGGUGGAAGAAGCUUUAGAAGUGGUAUUACCAGAAGAAUGCAGAUCAUUAGACGCUUAUUCUUUAGAACCAACACCUACGCCGCGUCGUAUCAUGCUAAACUCGGAAGAUCCUCUUCUAUCGAGUAGUCCACGUGACUUUUCUCAUCAGCGGCACUUUCGUCGUCAACGACUAACUUCCUUGUCUAUGCCUAUUCAUCACUGGCAAAACGACUCUUCGUUACAGGUUUGCGUAGAAGGUCGGGAUCUAGUUCAGGCAGUAUUUUUGAGUCCCAACAGCGUGCCUGCGUCACCUCAGCAACGCAAGCGACGCGGCUCGCCGGCCGGGCCAUACAGAUCUCGCAUGCGGCGUUCCAGCAGUCAUUACACACCGCAACCUAUUCUGCCACCAGAUAGAGUUGGUUCGGGUCUUCUUAUCGACCUGGCUAAUGGGUCAUCAACGUCCGAGAUUAAUGAAAUGACACAUAUAGAAGAGCCUCCUGUACCGAAAAUCAAUAUUGGAGUUGACCAUCAAGCGAACAUACCAGAGCUUUGCAACGACCGUAUAGACCUACACAGAGCACCUGAACAGUUGCUUUGGGAUCCAGGCAUUAACGAUGCACUUGAUGAUAAUGAAGUUCGCAUGUUCAUGGAGUUAGCGAUGUGCGCGGCGAUGCCAGUCGGUGGACACACCCGGGAAUAUGCUCUUCAGACUCUAGGAGAAUGCGGGGGCGAUAUCAGGGCUGCCACAUUACGCCUAAUGACACGCCCCGCGGCGCCCUCGCAACACGAAUGCCGGUGGACACCUGACGAAGUUGAAGCUUUCCUCGCCGGCCUUGGACACUACGAUAAGGACUUUUAUAGAAUUUCACAACUAAUUAAAACGAAAGACUCGAAACAAUGCGUCCAGUUCUACUAUUUCUGGAAGAAAGUAACAAAAGACUACAAAACUCAUUUCCUACGAGGCUGGAUAAACGAAGUGCUGCCCGCGUCACAAGGUUCAGUAGGGCAGAUAACGUUACAACGGUCCGCAUCCUGUUCUUCACCAACAUCGUAUGACGGAGAAGAAUAUCCUUGCAAAAUAUGCGGGAAAGUAUUUAACAAAGUAAAAAGUCGUAGCGCGCACAUGAAGUCGCACCGCCCAUUCGAUGCUGAGCCGAAAAGGCCAAAACUCGAAAAGCCUUAUGAAAAGGUCGAGAGACCCGACAACAGGGCUCAAGCGGGUGCUGAAUACCAAAGCAAACAGCUGUAACAGAUUCAUUUCUUCCUGUUCUGUACCCUCGCACCAACUACGAAUACAAAAAGAACAACAAACAAACUAAUUAUUGGGUUUCGAGUCAUCAAAUGUUAAUACAUGACCUAAAAACUCGAUAUUUGUCACUUGUCAUGAUAUAUUCAUUGAGGAUUAAAAGGCAAAGAUUCCUUUAUCCGUGCAGUCUGUCCCUACCUAAACUGCUGACUUAUUUAGACGAAAUAAAACAAACGAAAUUUGAAAAUAAAUGCCGAAUGCAUUUGUUUUGUUCACUAGUAAAUAAUUUUGUAAAUAAAUAAUUCGUGGUUUAAAACGAGAAUUAGUGGAUCUAUUAAGAAUCCCCAACUAACAGUUCUCGAUUGAAAACAUCUAUCGUUAUCUCAUAGUUGCUAAGCUUGAAGAGCACAUAAAAUAUUUUGUAUAACGAAUGGUAAAUAUGUAGAUAGUUAGGUUAGGAUAUCUUCAUAAAGUUUUUAUAUGACAGACUUCUUAAUGUGACUUGGCAAGUGUGAUGUUGUAAAUAAGUAUCGGCUGCGUAAAGCGGGCGAGUUCUAUUCGAAAUAAUAUAUUGUUCUAAAUAUUAUGUAUUGCAACUAUAUAACUGAGUGUGAUACUUUACCGUGUAGCAACUACACUACCUCGUUUCUAUUGAACUAUUGAGUUUAUUACGAGCCCAGCUCACUGUUUGCGUUUGCUUGUUUGCUCACUGUCUUGUUAUUAUUUUUUUGUAGUUAUUUUUAAUUAUAUCUUAUCUAGUCUUAUUGGACAAAGAUGCAUAAAAUUGUUCUGUUAAUUAGUCAAUAACGCAACGGAUAUUAAAACGAGCAUCCGUACAUCCACUAGUCACAUAUCGAUAAACAAUUUUAGAAAAAUAUUGACAGUUGAGAGAAAGCUUCUGUGAAUAUGUGUAGAUAAAUUAUUGUAGACUGUAAUAAAAUAUAUAGACAAUUUUUUGGCACAAUCUAUCGACUUCUAUUAUUAUUUAAAUCGAUAUUAAAACUAAGAUUCUAUCGUCCAUUUAAUUCCAUAACAUUCACAGAAGCUAUAAAAAAAUAGUAAAAAUGAAGGAUAAUAUUUUUUUACACAAUAUUAUUGAAAUGCUCAAAUAUUCUAUAUUUUAUGUUGAUAAUUUUAUUAUCUAGUUCAUUGUUGAUUCUUCUUAAUAGUAUUUCUAUUAUUUAGUCGAAUCUUAUUUGAGUUAAUAAGUUAUUAUACUAAAUACAAAUUAGUAGAUUAAUAUAAAUGUUAAUAUUAGUUAAAUGUGUACUCGUACCUACGUGUUGUGAUAAAUGUACUAUUAUUGUUUCGAUGUAUAACUGGUCUAUAAUUUUAAUGGAAUGUACAAAUCGGGCAAUAAGUGUAAUUGCUCAAAUAUAUAACGAGAUGUGUCUGUCGCCCUGUAGUCGGUACUCCCGCUAUCCUCUAACAUUUUAUGUGGUUGUGAAAUUAACUCUGUACAUCUGUCUUCCGAGAUACCUUUCUACGUACCUUAACCUAGCUUUUAUUAUUUGGGCAGUAUUCGCGUAAAAGACAUAUUUAUAUUUUUAAGUUAUUUAUUCAUGUUCACUAAACUUUCUGUAGAUAAAUAUUGAGUCUUUUAGUCGUCCGCUUUUAGGUUUUGAUACAGUAGCUAAAGUCCAUAAUAUUUGUCCUAUUCUUUUUAAGUGAAAUGAGUGAACUUAUGCCAAAAUGCGAGUCAGUUUACUUGCCAUUUUGAUUUUAUGAUAUUAAUUAAAAUUCUAUAUAUUUAAGAUAAAAAUUGAAACCUUAUACUGUACGUAAUUGUAUCACUAACUUGUGUGAUUUAUUGGUUGUGUUCUAUCUUAACAAUAUUGGCAAAUGUUUUCAACGAAUGUAUCAUAAUGUAUUUUAAGUUUAAACUGGAUGCCAAAGUUUUGCCAAACUAUUUGCCAAACUAAAUAUAUAAUUUUAUUAAAGUAUUUUAUAGUUAUAUAGUUAUUAACAUUUUGGUAAAGAUUAGGCGAUGUUUUAAAAGUAUUAAGGAUUGUUUUAGAUUAAGUGGAGACUCUAAUUCAAACCCCAGUCAUUUGUUGUGUAAUGUUACUAUGCUUUGAUAAAGCUACCAAUUUUGUGCCAUUUAUUUCACAAGCUUGGAUCGUAUUUUUAAAUCUUAUUAUAACGAAAGAAAUAGUUUUAUGUAUAUGGAGGUAAAAAGACAUUGAUUAAUAUUCUCUUUUAAUAACGCCUUAGACAAAGUUUGACUUAGACAGUGAAAUCGAAAUAGUAUAAAACAGUGUUCAUUAUUUAUUUGUAAAAUCACUACUAUACAAAAGUUCUAUCGGCAUUCGAAACAUACAAAAUUAUUUUCGUAAACUAAAUUAAGCCGCAAAUCGUGCUAUUAUGUAUAUACUCAAUCUAUUUUCAAAAAAAAACUAUAAUACCGGAGAUAGGUCUAUGUCUAUGACAUUAAAUUACGAUUUAUUAAAGACAAGUCCCUCCAAAAAUACUCAUAGCUAUUAAGACUGAAAGGUACUUUCUAAAUUCGCUAGCCUUCAUCGGUUCCGCGGAAAUAAAGCCGCGAGAACGCACUGUAGAAACAAAUCAAAUCAAAACACGUUGAUAAGAAUCUCAAUGUUGUUGUGAGUUUUUUAGCAGUGCGAGCUCACGGUUAGUCUUUGUUCUAAAUGUUUAUAUAUGUUUUCAUGUAAAAGUAGAUUUAUCAAGGAGUCGCGCGCCCAUUCCAUGUGUCAACGUUACAUACUAGUCAGGGUAUAGUUGUGUAAUGCCCUUAUCUAUUUACCGUGGAUUUCUGAACCCUAAAUCUCUAUAUAAAAAGCAUACCGUCAUUUCUUUCAACUUUGACAAAACAGAUAUAACUUUUAUAAACUUUAUAAUAAAGUUUUCGGUCUCAGAAAUCUACAGUUAGCCAAUCAUUUUCAUAACGCGGUGCCAACUUCAAACUGCACCUACAUCAUGGCCAUUAUAGAUUUCAUUAGAAAAUAUAAUCUAUUCGACUAGAAUUUAUCACACAAAAAUCUAAGUAAGUUAAAAUAUUUAUAAGAUCGAAGAUUGUACAAUCUUAUUUCAAUUUAAAUAUAGAAGUGCCUUACGAUUUUAUUUUUAUAUAUACGGCUUUCGUUUCAUUAUAGAAGUUACUUUACUCAAGAUCAGGUAACAAAAAGCACUGGAAAUUGCAUUUAUAAAGCUCGUAGCACUCACUCUGCUAGACCAGAGUCGCUGUUCACGUGGAGCUGUUUAGUUCAAUUGUUAUUCAUAAAUUAUCUUGUAUAUUUAUUUUAUUCUAGAGAUCACAUUUGUGCCACUUUAAAGUUAACAUCGAAAAGACGCGUUGCUUUUUUACAAAAGAAAAAAUAUUUCAUAAUCUAAUAUCCGUCAUCAUAGUCAGAAAAAGGUCAAUUGUAAUAAAAGACGAAGAUAGAAUUAUAUACUAAAUGAAGCUAUGUAAUUUUGAAUUACAGAAAAGACACAUUUUAGAGUUGUGUUAUUUUUAAAAUGAUUUUUUUUUAAGCAAGUGACUCCCAAACUUUGUAUUAGAUAUCCAUUAUUGUUCGCUUAUCGAUGUGCUUCUGUCCAAUUCCGAUUCUUCUCUAGUCCCGACACACGGCACCAAAUGUAAAUAAUUUUAAAUAACCCUCUGUAUGUGUCAACACAUUGUUAUUAAAUAUAGUAUUAAUAUUUUGUAAGCCUAAAUGGAUAUUAUAUUCUUCUAAUUUUGUAUGAAAUAAUGAGUGUAAGAUCGGUAGACAUUUUGUCUGCCCUUGAUCUAUCCUUUUUAUAUUAGGUUCGGUGACAACCCGACCAUUACAAUUUAAAUAAAAGUUAAAAGUCUAUGGUUAUCGGAUAAAUGAAUUAUUAAACUUGUUCUGCCAAAUUUAAAGCUGAAAGAUAAAAUCAAGGUCAGUGUUGCCAUCGUACAUAAUAUAAUUACUUAUAAAUUUGUAAUAAUAAUGUAGACAGUAAACGAAAACGUGCCAAAUGCACGAUAAUUUGAUAUUACACUCUGUGUUGUGAUUUUGAAUGUUCUGUAAAUUACCAGUCUUUGAAUACUAUGAAAAAAUUUGUAGACACAUUUUUAGAUUAGCACAAUUCUUCGCGUAGACACAUUAGAUUAAAUUUUAAUAAGCGUUUAGGUUUAACAGUGGUAUAAGUUUUCAUGAUGUAAGUGUAUUUAAUUCUAGAUUCAUUGUUAUAUUAAAUCGAUGUGAUGAUUAGAAAGAACAACGACUAUGGUCGAGUCCUCCUGCUGCGCCGGCGCCGGGCGACUCUUCAUAACUUCGCAUAUCCUUGAAACAAUAAGUAAUUGAAUAAAACUCUAUUAUAUAUACUGAUAAAUUUAUUAGGGGUAACUAAUUUUUUAAGACAAUGACUAUUACGUGAUCUUUUAGAUUGUCUUUAUUAAUAAAUAUAUGGUGGAGGUUUUGUCAAAUGGCUUUUAUUAUUUGAAAACCCUCUUAAAAACACGUUAAGAGUGUUACCACUUUAAAAUAUUUUAAAUGUCAAUGAAAAAAUUAUUUGUUAACUUUCGACAAAUCAAUGUCCGUACUAUUGACAUGCAAUGAUCUGUCUAGUAUUGAUAUUAUUAUAAUGCUGAUAUUUCUAUAAAAUCAAUGAAAAUGUCAUAUAAAUGAUUUCCAUUUGCUUUACGAAAAAAAACUUUCGUACCCUUUGCUAAAAUGAGGUAACAAUAUUUAAGAGGCGACAACGAUUAAAUCUACAAAGUAUAAUAAAUUAACACGAAUAAAAGCAUUUUUUUUUCAGACGUUUAUUAACAUUGCUUUUCACAAUGAAAUCUUACCUAAAAAUCGAUAAAUCUCUGUCACAAACACGAAAAACAAAAUAGUGAUGUGCAACAAUAAAACAAAAUCAACAUUUUUUAAGAAUUGCUCACACGCAUUUACACAUAAAAUGUUACAAACAAAAACAACCGACAAGGUUUUAAUGCACUUUUAAAAAAUAUAUAUGUUACUAUGCUGGCAACACUAAAUAUUCAGUCAGUUAAGUCUAGCACAAGUUAUUUGUGGCUGAAAAAAAUCUGUAUCAAUGUAUUUUCCAAUUAUUUUACCUUUUGUUAUUUUUUUUUAAACAGGCAUCAUUUGUUUUUUGUUUGUAACAAAUCUAUUAUAGUUAAGUCUGUGAUAUAUUCUCACUAUAUGUGAGGUUGUAAGUUCAUAUAUUUAAAAGGAAAAUUUUAGACAUAAAAAUAAAAUUUCACAUAACAAAAAUCGAAUCAAGAAAGUCAUCUCGUUUACUAUUAGAGUCCAUUUUAUUGAUAUACCAAGACAGGCCUUUGGUAAAAAAUAAAAAAAAAAGGAAAAAAUAUAACAAUAACUGAUUUAGUCAUUAAAAAUUGCGUAAAUAGACAGCGUAAGUACGGAUUUACUCAAAGUACAAAAAAUUAAACUUUCAUUCCUACAAUAGUUUAUCACUAGGAAAAUUCUAUUUGUGUAUUGAGGAAAAGAAAAUUGAAAAAAAAAGUACGGCGCUGUAACGAGAAAUAAUUCUAAAUGUAACAUUUAAACUAUUAUUAUACGAAUGGACGUAGCAUUUUACCAACACUUUCACGAACAAGUUAAGGCCUUUGGAUAGCAUGAACAAUUUUUUUCAAAAAUAAAAAAAAGUACUAGAACAAUUAUGAAAUCUAUGCACAUUCAAUAUUUGAAAACAUCUUAAAUGUGGCUUAAUUAUAGAUUAAAAAAAUGUUUUAAAUAAAAAAAUCUAUCGUAUUUUUUAGAGAAAAACUCUCUCUCUUUAUAAUAUUGUAUCUGCGGAAUCAUUAUAGUCAUGUUUCAUUUAAAAAUGAAGUGUGGUUGAUUUAUUUCUAUUGGAAGAAACUAAAUGCAAGCAAAAUAAAAGACUAUCUCAGAAGGCACACAAAUAUUUUCUUUUCAACCGAAAUCAAGCAUUGCAAAAAAGCAAAUUAAAUUAACCGAGGGUUUCCUUCUCAAAAACACAUUCAUAUAA
Molecule: messenger RNA, 10177 nt
Organism: Papilio xuthus (Asian swallowtail)
Lineage: Eukaryota; Metazoa; Arthropoda; Insecta; Lepidoptera; Papilionidae
Product: mediator of RNA polymerase II transcription subunit 1
Exons: 20
Coding region: 863-4234 (1123 amino acids)
Biological process (GO): regulation of transcription by RNA polymerase II; negative regulation of DNA-templated transcription
Cellular component (GO): histone deacetylase complex; transcription regulator complex
Molecular function (GO): transcription corepressor activity
Source: RefSeq, a predicted model, not a curated record